Nymphaea colorata (pocket water lily) is the source of this 4380-nucleotide messenger RNA. RefSeq names its product pentatricopeptide repeat-containing protein At1g62720-like. The transcript is spliced from 5 exons. The record is from RefSeq and is a predicted model, not a curated record. Lineage: Eukaryota; Viridiplantae; Streptophyta; Magnoliopsida; Nymphaeales; Nymphaeaceae. Gene Ontology annotation, molecular function: protein binding. The coding region runs from base 745 to 2946 and encodes 733 amino acids.
AUCAUCACAAACUUCUAAAACCCCGGGCCGUGUAGGGUUCUUGCGUCCGCAAGCCCCUGUCUCCUCUUCGUCCCGCCUGUUUUCUUCCAGUCCAUGGCAGGAAAGACGGAAAACAGGUGAAGCUGCGUCAAGUUCCCUGAGAAACUAAGCACACGCCCCACCCUCCGGCUGAAGCACCCGCUUGGUAGUUUUCUGUGUUCUCUCUCAUCAACAGCGUUUGUCUCGUCGCUGCAAAAGGUGCUCUUCGUAAGGCCGUUCAGUCUUUUGUGGGUGCUUAUGAUUCUUCAGUGGUGCCCUGUUCUUGUAAGCCUUUCUUGAAAAGGUGCAAUUUUUUUUUUUUUUUUUAUGGGGAUGGUGCGUUUUUGCACGUCAUUAAUAGGUGACAGUUGAUUUAGUUCUUGAGUUGAGAGCAUCAUACAUGUCAUGAAUCCAAAUAUGGGAGCUUUCGCAGUGUUUGAAACUUUCAGCACAAUCAGUUGCUUUUGAUUCGACUGCGGGCCUUUUUUAGCGUCUGUUGGGUGUUUCGAAUUGAACUUAUUGAGCUUGUACGGGAACCGGUUGAUGUUUGAGCGUUUGUGCUGUUUCGUUGUUGGCAUCAUGGCGUCAUUGAGAUGCUGAAUGAUGUCAAAAAGUUAUGGUGUUCUGCGUGGAGAAUGGCCAGUGUCUGUGGGUUAUAUUGAUUGUUUGUAACAGGGCAUCCUUCCACAUGAGAAGCCUAGGUUGCUUGGUGAUAGGUUCUAACCUAUGAGAAGAGCAAAGAUUGAGCAUUUUUGCCAGUGCAUUCGUAAUUAUCGGCAACAUUCGGGCCUAUCAACUGCGCUAGCUGUACAAGAGGAGUGUUCUCAAGUGGCUGUGAGCACCAAUGUAAUGAUCUUUAAUGGAGAGAAUGAGGAAAAAAAUUAUGUUAUUGAUGGACAGAACAAAAGAAGAUGUCAUCUUCGUGGAAAUAAAGGCCUUUUCCCUCUGGUCGUCAGGAUUUUCCAUUCUCUAGAUUGGAAUCUUGUGAAAGGUUUGAGUUUUGCGGAUAAUGUACACGAUUUUGGUUUAUAUCACAGUCUAAAUGCAUGGGCGAUCCUUGCCCAUAUAUUCUCGCAGGCAGGUCAACAUGGAAAGGUUGGAGAACUGCUUAGGUGUAUGUUGUUAUAUAAGAGGCAGUACAGUUGUGCUGAUUUUGAUAUUUUCACUUUUUUGGUUGAUUUGUCUGGCUCCAGAAAACCAUGUUCUCCUUUUCAUUCAUUGGUUCAGGUCCUGAUCGAGUUCCAAAUGCAUAGGGCUGCACUUAAUACCAUCACCAGAAUGAAGGAGAUAGGUGUUGUCUAUAAGACUAGGUUGUGUAACAUGUUACUGCAAGGCCUGGUUAAGAGUAAGAAAGUAAAGAUGGUGAAGAGAUUGAUAAGGAAGAUGAAGAAUUCUGGUCCCCACCCAAAUGUUUACACUUACACUAUGUUGCUAAAGUUUUAUUGUGAUGAAGGAGACAUCGAUCAAGCAAGUAACAUUCUCCUAGAGAUGGAGUUGAAUGGGAUUGUUCCAAAUGCUGUUUCUUAUUCUACCUAUCUUCAUGGCCUCUGUAAGGUUGCAGACCCUGAAAUGGUGCUGAAGCUUUUUCACAAGAUGAAGGAAAAACAUUUGCCUUUGAAUGACUAUUCUUACAAUGCAAUUAUUCAUAUGUUGUGCCGCAGAGAGGACAUGAAAAAGGCACUGAUAAUUUUUGAAGAAAUGAAGGCUUGUGGUAUAUUACCAACUGUUCAUACAUAUAGUAGUCUGAUUUAUGGGUUUUGCAAACAAUGUCAUUUCUCAAAGGGCUUUGCUCUCUUAGAGGAAAUGGCUUCUGUUGGAAUAAAACCUAACAUUAUUUGUUACAGCAUGUUCCUGAACGGGUUAUGUAAGAACCAAGAAAUUGAAAUUGCUGUAAGAUUUUUUCAUAAAUUGGCAGCUCUUGGCUUUGACCAUGAUGAAGUUACAUAUGGCAUCAUAAUUGAUGGGUUUUGUAGAAAUGGUGAAAUGGCUAUUGCCCACAACUACCUGAAUGCAAUGGUUAAAAAUAACCUUGUGCCAGAUAUUUUCUGCUACACCAGUUUAAUUCAUGGAUAUAGCAGAUGUGGGUGCCUACAGGAAGCUCUUAACAUCUUUAUUGUCAUGCAAGAAAACGGUAUAGCCCCCAAUGUUAUCACCUGCACCAUUCUUGUUGAUGCGUUCUGCAGGGAUGGUCUCAUUCAAGAAGCAUUUAAGUUUUUAGAUGAUAUGCUGGAAAGGGGCAUCAUCCCUAAUGUAAUUACAUACAACACAGUGAUUGAUGGACUUUGUAAGGAAAACAAGGCUUCUGAAGCAUGGUCAUUAUUUCAUGAGCUGGUAAAGAGGGGACUUGUUCCUGAUAAUGUUGUCUAUGGCAGCAUGGUUGAUGGUCUAGUGAAGCAAAAUGACUUUAAAAAUGCAUUUGAGUUGUAUGCUAGAAUGACAAAAGAUGGAAUUCAACUUAAUGCGGUGACGUAUACAAUUUUUAUUCAUGGGCUUUGCAAGAACAACAUGACACAUGAAGCUAUGAGUUUAUUUAAGGAAAUGAUUAGCAAACAAGUGAAUCCUGAUACUAUUGCUUACACAUCAUUAAUUUCUGCAUAUUGCAGGAGCAGAAAUAUGAAGAAAGCUUGGGAACUAUUUUCUACAAUGUUGUACAGUGGAUUAUUACCUGAUGUUGUCACAUUUACAUGUUUGGUGGAUGGAUACUGUAAGCUGCAUCAGAUGCAUGAUGCAGCUAAGCUGUUUGGUGAAAUGGCAAGAAUGGGAAUAUUGCCUAAUGUUGCUACUUACACUGCUCUAAUGAUUGGUUAUCGCAACUCCUGUGACUUGAACAAAAUGCUUAUGGUAUAUGGUAACAUGCUCAGAAAGGGCAUUUCACCUGAUAUGGUGACAUAUUCAGCAUUAGGCUUCAUUAUGAGAAAGAAGGAAUAACCAUGUGAGACCUAACGAUACAGUGGCUAGUGGACGGUCAAUACCCAUGGUCAGAGAAGCUACAGUGAACUAUAGGAAGUGUUUCAUUUGGGGAAGAUGAGCUGAAAUACUGAAGAUGUUGGAAGUAGAGAAACCUCUUUCCUAGACUCUGCAAUAGACAAGGAAAGCACGCAAGUUGGUUGACUCGUUUUGCUAUCGUUCAAUCCUCGCUGUAUGGCAGAUCGAUACAUAUUCAGGUCAAAGCUUCUAUGUGCUGUGUGAAAGAGAUGCUAGUCUCUUGGACGGAUUGUAGUCAUAUUUAGGAAGGCGACUGACCAUAUUAAAGCAGCUGCAAAGUAUACGAAAAUCCAGGUGGUUAGUAUUGUAUUACUGUUGGUGGGGUGUCUUCACAGAAGCAAGAGCGACUAUUGAAAAGAAGGGCACAAAUUAUGUUGGAACUAUGUUGGAACGCGUGGAAGGCUAUGGGAACUUAUCUCUGGAGGAGACAUACAUUUGAUUGAGGAAUGCACCCAUUCAUGUGGCUGAAGGCCUCAUACUCUAGAUGCUGGCUCCGAGAAGUGACUGACCAUGGCCCUAUUGUUGAAUGACAGAAACGUAUGACUAAGUUGAUGCCUUCUCCUGUAAGCUUUGCACACAAGGGUUACAGCGCCAAAAGCAUAUGCUAGAAAAAUUCUAUUACCUAAUUUCUUUUUCUGCGGUUCCCAUGUUGCCGCUUGCCACUCUUGAGGGGCAUGGAGAUGUAAAAUCGUAUCAAAUUGUACAAAAAUAUGGAGUGAAAUUAAACUUAAACUAAAUUAUUUAUCAUAAUUAAAACAUUACUUUUAUCUCUUUAUCUAGUUUUUUUUGUCUCCUUAUAAGUUUGUCAUUGAUGUUAUUUUUACCUAAUUUUUAAAAUUUUUAGAAAAUUUCUGAGAUUUUCCCAAGAAAGCCAACUUUACCAAAAAAUAUCCUAAAAAAAAAAACUCACCGUAAAAAAUCUGAGAACAAUAUUUGUUAUUAACUAUGAUACACACACAUACCCACUAAUUAUCAAAAUUGGAGGUUGGAUACAGGUUGUUCAAGAUCCUGAAAGUAUUAAUAAGGACCAUAGCUUGAUGUCGUCGAGGUCGAUUGACUAUAAAUGACGUGGAAAUAAACCCAGAAACGUAUAUAUCUACGCAGAGAAUGUUCAUAUAUAUUUAUAGGUCAUGAAUUAGUUGGCCAACUUAGGUUGGCUAAUUGAAUAGUCUGACUAACUAUUUGCUGGUUUGGAACAUAGAUUGGUGGGUAACCGAUUCAAUUAAGUAGUUGGUCCGCAGAUCGGGAUUUUGACAAUGGAGUAUAUCAGGUGUCUCAUAUACAGACACUUUUAUGACUUCAAUGAUCUUCCUUUGAAAUCCAGUAUGCUAAAAUUUUCUUACACAUCCCUUUUCAGAUAUUUUCUGUAAUUACCAU